UAGGGCGGUGAGGUUGCCCGACUGCCUGGUUUGGCGUCCGGGCCUUGGAGGUAGAGGGGCGGCCCGUCCCAGGCCGCGAGUCUCCUCUCUACGGCUGCCCGCAGUCAUGUCCCUCAGGACCCGAGGACUCCCAGCUGGACUUGCUUAGAGAAGACGCGGCCACCCAGCAUUUGGGUCCCUUGCACGGUCGGCCGCUGGAGAAUCGCCGGGCCGAGCGGCCGGGAGAAGCAGGCCACAACCGUCGUCUAGGGCCUCGGCCCGGGGACCCGUGGAGGAUGAGCUGGCUCUUCCCCCUGACCAAGAGCGCCUCCUCCUCCGCAGCUGGGUCCCCCGGCGGCCUCACCAGCCUGCAACAGCAGAAGCAGCGCCUGAUCGAGUCCCUCCGGAGCUCCCACUCCAGUAUAGCUGAGAUACAGAAAGAUGUGGAAUACAGGUUGCCCUUCACCGUCAACAACCUGACAAUAAACAUUAAUAUAUUGCUUCCUCCACAAUUUCCUCAGGAAAAACCAGUGAUCAGUGUUUAUCCACCAAUACGACAUCAUUUAAUGGAUAAACAAGGAGUAUAUGUUACCUCUCCAUUAGUAAACAAUUUUACAAUGCACUCAGAUCUCGGGAAAAUUAUUCAGAGUCUGUUGGAUGAGUUUUGGAAGAAUCCUCCAGUUUUAGCUCCUACUUCAACGGCAUUUCCAUACCUGUACAGUAACCCAGGUGGGAUGCCUCCUUACGCUUCUCAGGGUUUUCCAUUUCUUCCUCCAUACCCCCCACAAGAGGCUAACAGGACUAUCAGUUCUUUAUCUGUUGCCGACACUGUUUCUUCGUCAACGACAAGUUACACAACAGCCAAACCCGCGGCUCCUUCAUUUGCUGUCCUUUCAAAUCUGCCGUUACCUGUUCCUACAACAGACACUUCAGCACAGAUAAACCAAAAUGGUUUUGGUUACAAGAUGCCAGAUGUCCCUGAUGCGUUUCCAGAACUCUCAGAACUAAGUGUGUCCCAGCUUACGGACAUGAACGAGCAGGAGGGGGUUUUACUGGAGCAGUUCCUGACUUUGCCGCAGCUGAAACAAGUUGUGAGUGACAAGGACGACCUAGUGAAAAGUAUUGAGGAGCUGGCAAGAAAAAACUUGCUUUUGGAGCCCAGCUUGGAAGCCAAAAGGCAAACUGUUCUAGAUAAGUACGAGCUGCUCACACAAAUGAAGUCGGCCUUUGAAAAGAAGAUGCAGAGGCAGCACGAGCUCAGCGAGAGCUGUAGUGCGAGUGCCCUACAGGCGAGAUUAAAAGUAGCUGCACACGAAGCCGAGGAAGAAUCCGAUAACAUUGCGGAAGACUUCUUGGAGGGAAAGACUGAAGUAGACGAUUUUCUGAGUAGCUUCAUGGAGAAGAGAACAAUUUGCCACUGCAGAAGAGCCAAGGAAGAGAAGCUGCAGCAGGCGAUAGCGACGCAUGGCCAGCUCCACGCUCCGCUGUAGGACUGACAGGCGGACCUUCCGGCAGCCCCACCCGAUGCCCUGGUUUCUCUGCUCUAGAACCUGCGCUGGGCCCCUACCGAUGGCAGCACCAUGUUGUUCUCUCUGGGUUUAGGUCUUCCGUAAUCCGACACCUGCUUGAGAUUAUCCAUUCUGACUUCCCAUAUUUUUCCCGAUGUCUCAUGUGUCACGUUCUUUUGUCUACCCCACGUUUCUGUUCAUGGUUUUUCUUGAUCUCAAGACAGUCUUCCCUUCCCUCUCCAUCCGUCUCAUUCAGGGAGUGAUUCGGCUGUAAGAACUAAUUCCCACCCCAACAAGCUUUAAGUAAAAAGCUGUGUUACUGGGUAACGCCGGGAUACAGACCAAGCCAAACACAAGAAAGUAGAGCUCAGUCACCUGGGAGAGAAAACACGACUAGCGGCUGCAGUGGUCAAGGCUGCUUCUCUGUCUCUCACACCCUUUCCCGGACGGCUGGUUUCUCAGUUCUGCAUCUGCUUUUCCUCUUCGGAGGGCCUUUCUUUACAGCGCCGCAUCUGCUUCGGCCGUCGCUGCCCACAGCCUGAUCUUAGCAGUUCAGGCAGCCAGAGGAGACUGACACGGGGCUCCCUGCAAGUCCCUGGGGAGGGGCCGGCCUGGACUGGGGGUGUCCGUCCUGACUCGGCAGUUCGGCUUCCUCUGCCCACUCGACUGGGCUGAAGGAGUGGACUUUGAGAAGGGAGCGCAGGGAGGUCCCUAAAAUGGGGAGCGGACUACGGGGAAGGAAGGAACAGGCACUUCUGUCUCCAGUUAAAGUCGUCUGCCCCUGCUCUCAGUCUCGUUGUGUUUAAGAUUAGUGCCAGUGUCGAACUGUUUAUAUCUUACUUUACAGAUCACACUGUCAGUCCCUGAGGGUACAGGUUGAUUUGGAGUAUUCAGUGUGUGUCUCUCAACGGGGCGAGAAGAAAAUGGGCACUGAGUCACUGCUUGUUGAUGUGAACAUGCUAGAACUCUUUCCCCUCCUCUUUUCCCUCAUGGUCACGUUACCCUUUUGUAAGUCAGUCUUAAUGGGAGGAGGAUGGAAAGGGAUGCAAAUUUACUAUCUUAAAUGAACUCUUAGGGUUUUUU
Molecule: messenger RNA, 2570 nt
Organism: Artibeus jamaicensis (Jamaican fruit-eating bat)
Lineage: Eukaryota; Metazoa; Chordata; Mammalia; Chiroptera; Phyllostomidae
Gene: VPS37A
Product: VPS37A subunit of ESCRT-I
Exons: 12
Coding region: 276-1469 (397 amino acids)
Biological process (GO): protein targeting to membrane; protein targeting to vacuole; ubiquitin-dependent protein catabolic process via the multivesicular body sorting pathway
Cellular component (GO): ESCRT I complex
Source: RefSeq, a predicted model, not a curated record